GUUGCCUCUGUACCUGGCUUCUCUUUUCAUAAGUCUCCUGUUCCUCUUGGUGAAUUUAACUUGUGCAGUAUUGGUGAGGACACAGAAUUCAGAGAGAAAAGUCAUUGUCUCUGUCCGGGUGGCAAUUAAUGACACGUUGUUUGUGCUGUGUGCUGUUUCGCUCUCCAUCUGCCUGUAUAAGAUUUCCAAGAUGUCUUUAGCCAACAUUUACUUGGAGUCCAAGGGUUCAUCUGUCUGUCAGGUGACAAGUAUAGGAGUGACUGUUAUACUACUUUAUACCUCACGAGCCUGUUACAACUUGUUCAUCUUAUCGUUUUCCCAAACCAAGAAAGUAAAUUCUUUUGAUUACGAUUGGUACAACGUAUCAGAUCAGGCAGAUCUGAAAUGUCAGCUGGGAGAUGCAGGCUACAUAGUGUUUGGAGUGAUCCUUUUCAUCUGGGAGCUCUUGCCUACUUCCUUGGUUGUGUAUUUCUUCCGUGUCCGAAACCCUGCAAAAGAUCUAGCCAAUGCAGGAAUGGUCCCAAGCCAUGGCUUCAGUCCUCGAUCUUAUUUCUUUGACAACCCUCGGAGAUACGACAGUGAUGAUGAUCUAGCAUGGAAUAUUGCACCGCAGGGGGCACAGGGCAGUUUCUCUCCAGACUACUACGACUGGGGCCAUCAGAACAACAGCUUCAUGGCUUAUAUAGGAUCCCUCCAACAAGAUCCAGCACUGGACACAGACCGGCCGAGCCCUAUUUAACUUCAAUCAACUCCAGCUUUCUUGGACAUUCCAAUAUUAAAACAAAUGUUCUGAAAAACAAAGCUUAGCCAUUUUUCUUCACCUUUUGUUAUUCAGAAGUGUUCCUGUGCACACAUAAAUGAAGAACUUUGCCACGAGCUUUUCAUAGUUCAAGGAGAAGUAUAAGCUAAUGAUUUAAACUUUGAAGACUGUUCUAAUUAAUACCUUGUUCUAAAGCCAUGGUAUUUUUGGCUUUGAAUAGAGUUGUUAGAGAGUAUAAUUUAAUCAUUUUAUGCUCAUUUUAAAAGAGCAAAUUUCAUGAAGUGAAAUGACAAUUAUUUUCUAAGUAUUUUUAUUUUUACACUGUGUGUUAGGUUAGAAAUAUGUGAUUAUGCUUAAUAUACUGUAAACACUGUAUACUGAAGGGUUUGUUCAAAUGCAUGACAGUGGCGAUUCUUACGUGCACAUAAAAGCCUGUAAGGGAAAAAUAUCAACCCAAUUAAAUACUGUCUUUUCAAG
Molecule: messenger RNA, 1237 nt
Organism: Apaloderma vittatum (bar-tailed trogon)
Lineage: Eukaryota; Metazoa; Chordata; Aves; Trogoniformes; Trogonidae
Gene: GPR137B
Product: G protein-coupled receptor 137B
Exons: 5
Biological process (GO): negative regulation of osteoclast differentiation; regulation of autophagy; positive regulation of TORC1 signaling
Cellular component (GO): lysosomal membrane
Source: RefSeq, a predicted model, not a curated record